Aspergillus wentii DTO 134E9 is the source of this 7275-nucleotide messenger RNA. It is a transcript of the gene ags2, whose product is annotated as alpha-1,3-glucan synthase Ags2. NCBI's taxonomy places the organism in Eukaryota, Fungi, Ascomycota, Eurotiomycetes, Eurotiales, Aspergillaceae. Gene Ontology annotation, biological process: fungal-type cell wall (1->3)-alpha-glucan biosynthetic process. Bases 1 to 7275 code for a protein of 2424 amino acids. Gene Ontology annotation, cellular component: fungal-type cell wall. Gene Ontology annotation, molecular function: alpha-1,3-glucan synthase activity. The record is from RefSeq and is a predicted model, not a curated record. The transcript has 6 exons.
AUGAAGUGGGGGUUUUCAGGUGCGUUGCUUGCGUUCUUCGCAACAACCGCAACAUCCUGGCCUUAUGACGAAUCCCUGGUCGAUUAUAAUUUCAACACAAACAAGACCGCAACAAACCCGGCCGAUUACUGGGGCGAAUGGCCUGACCAUUCCGGCGAUUAUUUCCCGUCUCCCGAUAACUGGCGGUUCCCUGUAUAUACACUCUUUCUGGACCGAUUUGUGAAUGGAGAUCCGACGAACGAUAAUAUCAAUGGGUCGAUGUUUGAGCAUGAUUUGAACUCGAACCAGAUGCGUCAUGGUGGUGAUGUGGAUGGUUUGGUUGAUACUUUGGAUUAUCUGCAAGGAAUGGGCAUCAAGGGUCUCUAUCUCGCGGGAACUGUUUUGAUGAACCAGCCUUGGGGUGCGGAUGGUUACUCGGCUUUAGAUACUACACUGCUCGACCAACAUUAUGGAACUCUCGCAAAAUGGCGAGAAGCGAUUACGGAAAUCCAUAAGCGGGGCAUGUAUGUCAUUUUUGACAAUACCAUCGCGACUAUGGGAGAUUUGAUCGGUUUCGAAGGCCAUCUGAAUGACACAACCCCGUUCUCGACCAAGGAGCACAAGGCAGUCUGGAAAUCCAAUCGUCGCUAUGUCGACUUUGACUUCGGAAACGAAUACAACAAGACUUGCGACUACCCGCGAUUCUGGAACGAGACUGGUUAUCCGGUUGACCAGUCAGUGACCGAUUCACUGACCGGAUGUUAUGACAGUGAUUUUGACCAGUAUGGUGAUGUCGAGGCUUUCGGUGUUUUCCCUGACUGGGAGCGUCAGUUGGCAAAAUUCGCUUCCGUCCAAGAUCGUCUUCGUGAAUGGCAGCCUAGCGUUAGAGAGAGGUUGAUCCGUCACUCUUGCAUGAUUAUCGCUUCUCUUGAUAUCGACGGUUUUCGAUACGACAAGGCUACACAGGCUACCGUGGACGCUCUGGGUGACAUGUCCGCUGCCUACCGAGAGUGUGCUCGCAAAGUGGGUAAAAAGAACUUCUUCAUCACUGGUGAAAUUACUGGUGGAAACACAUUCGGUUCCGUUUAUCUCGGCCGUGGUAGACAGCCGAACCAGUAUCCCGAAACCGUGGAGGAUGCGAUGAACUUGACAAGCGCUGAUGAACAAUACUUCCUGCGUGAAGAGGGACACGGUGCCCUUGAUUCGGCUGCUUUUCACUAUUCAAUCUAUCGUUCGCUCACUCGAUUCCUGGGUAUGGAUGGUAACCUGGCCGCGGGUUACGAUACACCCGUGGACUGGGUCGAUGCCUGGAACUUGAUGAUGACAUCCAAUGACCUGGUUAACCCCAAUACCGACAAAUUCGACCCCCGGCACAUGUUUGGCGCAACAAACCAGGAUGUUUUCCGGUGGCCUACCAUUUCUAAUGGUAUUGAGAGACAGCUGCUUGCCCUGUUCAUCACCACGCUAGAGCUCCCUGGUAUCCCGCUUUUGCUGUGGGGCGAAGAACAGGCUUUUUAUAUCUUGGAUGCCACGGCAUCUAACUAUAUCUACGGACGUCAGGCGAUGUCGCCUGCGACCGCAUGGAGAACCCACGGUUGCUUCACCCUCGAGUCGUCGCAAUAUUACCAGUGGCCCAUCGAGGCAGGCCGACAGGGCUGCCAUGACGAUUCAGUCACGUACGACCAUCGGGAUCCUUCGCAUCCCGUACGAAACAUCAUUAAACACAUGUAUCAAAUGCGAGAGGAGUACCCCGUGUUGAACGAUGGAUACUCGAUCCAGAAGUUGUCUAAGCAAACAGAGGAUGUUUACUACCCUGGUUCCAAGGACACACCAACCGAAACCGGUAUGUGGUCAGUAUUGCGAGACGUCGAUGCGACAACUCAAGAUCUUGGAUCUGAUGAAGACAACCAACCGGUCUGGCUGGUAUACCAAAACACCAACCGUUCAAUCACGUACGACUUUGACUGCAGCAACAACGACACCGCGUUGAUCGCUCCAUUUGCUGGUGGCACCACCGUGAAGAACCUGUUCUAUCCCCACCAAGAGCUUAAAUUGAAAGAUGGUCCCAAGAAGCUUGGCCUGAACGGAUCUUCCGAGUACAAUGGCUGUCUGGACAGUAUGACUUUGAAAGCAUACGAGUUUCAGGCAUAUGUCCCCAAGAACCGAUUCACCUCGCCUCGGCCUAUGAUUACCAAGUUCUCACCUGGUCAUGACUUCCCUAUUCGCUCUACUGUGGCACCCAACGCUGAAGAAAGUGUGGACAUUGAGCUUUACUUCUCGGAGAAAAUGGACUGUGAUUCCGUGACCAAGGCGAUUUCGAUGAACUCAUCCACGGAAGCCGAUAAGACGCCCUCUAUCGACAAAGAUAGCAUCAGCUGCAAGACAGUCAACUCUACCGAUACUGAUUAUACAGGACAACUGCCGAGCGCUUGGGUGUGGACUGCGACAUUGACCGGUGUUUACAACGGUAUCCAUCGACUGACCGUCAAGAACGCUUCGAACAGCGAUGGAAAGGCAACAACCCAGGCUACGGAUCACUUCCUCUUCCGUCUUGGCCAACAGGAUAAUCCGAUGAUUUUCACUGGCGCCAAUUAUUCCAGUAGUUUGCUCCACGACCAUGGCAAUGGAUCGCUUUACAUCCAACACCAUGCGGCGGGUGCUGACAAGUACCGCUACUCCACGAACUGGGGAACUACAUUUUCCAACUGGAUGACCUACACGGGUGGUAACGACACCAUUGAUGAAUUGGAAUGGUCAGGGACCAAGAAACAAAAGUGGGACGGCAAACACGUGCGCGUCGAGUACUGGAGCAGAUGGACCGGUAGCAGUUCCUACGUUCAGGAGGGCGAUUCCGGCUGGGAUAAAAACUACCAACGACGUUUCCCGCAUCUCUUUUUCAACGGACCUUAUAACCAGUAUGGAUACGAUGCUGGUUUGGACAACGUCGUGCGCCAGACAGAAGAUGGAACCUGGAAAUACAGGUUCGUGGCGGAAUGGCCCGCUCAGGCUCAGCUCAACGUCUGGGGCAUGGAUCCAAAUGGCAAGCCUGAUGAGAGCUAUGUGUUGGGUGAUGCAGAUGAUGAUAAAGUCCUGGAUCGUAUGCCCCCGUCUUCUCUUUCUGCGACCCUGAUCAACAUCACCGAUUUCCCGCCCGCUGGCUACUUGGCCUGGAAUAUUCACAUCAACGAUGCAACAUUGCGAUACUCUUUCACUCCUGUUGGUGACCAAAAAGUCCAAAUGGCCAUGUUCUUCCUUUUCUGGAUCGUCCCGCUUGUGACAGCCGCUGCUUGCAUCUAUGUCUUCAUGAAGUCGUUCUACCAAGUCAAGUUCAACCAGAUUGGUGUCAGUGAGAAGAAAUCGCUCAUUCCCCUCGCUCUCAGAAGAAAGAUGAGAAGACGUAAUCUUGAAGAUGGAGAGGCGAUGAAUCCCCUCAUGCGUCUUGCAAACAAGUCUGGAUUCCUUCAGAGUACUUCUGCCUUUGGUACCGGUGCAGCAAAGAGACGCAUGGUUCUCAUUGCCACCAUGGAAUACGACAUUGAGGACUGGGCCAUCAAGAUUAAGAUCGGUGGUCUUGGUGUCAUGGCUCAGCUCAUGGGUAAGAACCUUGGACACCAGGAUCUUAUCUGGGUCGUUCCAUGUGUUGGUGGAAUCGAUUACCCUGAAGAUCAACGGGGCGAGCCUAUGUUUGUGAAUGUGCUUGGAAACUCCUACGAAGUCAAGGUACAGUACCACGUGCUGAAUAACAUCACCUAUGUUCUCCUGGAUGCACCUGUCUUCCGUCAACAAUCAAAGUCCGAGCCCUACCCGGCCCGUAUGGACGACCUCGACAGUGCGAUUUACUACUCGGCCUGGAACCAGUGUAUCGCACAGGCAAUCAACCGGUUCCCCAUUGACCUGUACCACAUCAACGAUUACCACGGCUCUAUCGCUCCGCUUUACCUCCUUCCUCAGACUAUUCCCGUCUGCCUCUCACUUCACAACGCUGAGUUCCAGGGUCUGUGGCCUAUGCGUACUCAGAAGGAGAAGGAUGAAGUCUGCUCUGUUUUCAAUCUUGAUCUCGACGUCGUCAGCCGCUAUGUCCAGUUUGGUGAAGUGUUUAACUUGCUCCACGCAGGUGCCAGUUACCUGCGUGUCCAGCAGCAAGGAUUUGGUGCUGUAGGUGUGUCCAAGAAAUAUGGUAAACGGUCUUACGCUCGUUACCCCAUCUUCUGGGGUCUCAAGAAGGUUGGAAAUCUGCCAAACCCUGAUCCCUCGGAUACUGGUGAAUGGAACAAGGAAUUGCCCAAGGACAGUGAUAUCCACGUUGACCCCAGUUAUGAAGCCGACAGAGGAGAGCUCCGACGUCAGGCCCAGGAAUGGGCAGGUCUCGAACAGAAUCCUGAAGCCGAUCUCCUGGUGUUUGUUGGAAGAUGGUCGAUGCAAAAGGGUGUUGACCUUAUCGCCGAUGUUAUGCCUGCUGUUCUUGAAGCUCGUCCCAACGUCCAGUUGAUCUGUGUUGGCCCUGUCAUUGAUCUUUACGGUAAAUUCGCUGCUCUUAAGCUUGAUCGGAUGAUGAAGCUUUACCCUGGACGUGUGUUCUCGAAACCUGAAUUCACCGCGCUUCCUCCUUACAUCUUCUCCGGUGCUGAAUUCGCCUUGAUUCCUUCUCGUGACGAGCCCUUCGGUCUUGUUGCUGUCGAGUUCGGUCGUAAGGGAGCCCUGGGUAUUGGUGCCCGUGUUGGUGGUCUUGGUCAAAUGCCUGGUUGGUGGUACAACGUCGAAUCUACAACCACAUCCCACCUUCUGCACCAGUUCAAACUCGCUAUUGACAGUGCUUUGACCUCUAAGACUAGUACUCGAGCUAUGAUGCGUGCACGAUCUGCUAAGCAGCGUUUCCCUGUUGCUCAGUGGGUCGAGGACUUGGAAAUCUUGCAGUCCACUGCUAUCCGGAUUCACAACAAGGAACUCGUCAAGUCUCAUGGUCAGCCUUUCACGCCAUCAGGAUACAACACUCCCAGUGGAAUGAUGACGCCUCCCGUUGCAUCUUCUGGACUCCUUGCUCCUAGCGGAUUGCAGACCCCCCCUGUCGCUCACUCAAGAGAAAGCAGCUACUCGAACCCCAGUCGCCUUAGUGUCGUUGGACCUCAGCAAAGAAACACCAUUGUCUACAGCCGAGACCCAAGCCCUGGUGGAAACGAGAAACCUAAAUCUGGACUCAGCCGUCAACUCUCUCUUGGUGUUCGAUCCGGACCUGGUCAUCUGGAGCGUCGUGGCCGUAACAAGUUGAGAAAGGGCAGUAACAACCAGGAAUCCGAUGAAAAUGUUGGCGUUGCUGUUACGGAUAUCGAAGAGGACAGUGAAGAUGACAUUGUCGCCAGCUACUACGGAGAUGAUGAGUACACCCUCACCCCUGAGCAGAUCGAAGAAGGACGGCGCCUGGAGGCAUCUCAGCAACAGAACACUCUUACACCCGGACACAGAGACCUCCUGAGCCCGAGACACAUGAGCCAAGGAUCUUUCCAGACCAGACCUUUGCAAUCCCCAACCAGUCCGAUGGCCGAUGACAGUCUUCUUCCUCCCGCAAGGCCUUUUGCUGAACCUGGCAAUCGUCUUAGCAGCGCAUCUGAACUUUCUGUUGACUCGGUUGUUGGUGAUAAGAAGGAUUUCAAGCUGCAAAAAGUUGACCCAUUCUUCACGGAUAGUAACGGCGAAUACUACAAGGCGUUCGAAACGCGACUGGAGGAUCUCAAUGGCUCGAACUCUGAAUCGCAAUUGUGUAUCGAGGAGUACCUGGUCAAGAGUGAAAAGAAAUGGUUUGACAAAUUCCGUGACGCGAGACUUGGACGUAACCAAUCCCCUGCUCCUUCGAUUUACCGUGACAAGCGUGGUGCAUCACCUGUCGGCUCCUUCUCCAACGACGACACUGCUUCGCGUGGUAGCGAUGAGCGCAAGGCUGGUGAUGAGUUCCUUCUUGGAAAUGAUUACGUUCCUCCUACUGGUCUCCGGAAAUGGAUGCAGCUUCGCGUCGGUGACUGGCCUUUGUAUUCGUUCCUUCUCGGUUUGGGACAGAUCAUUGCGGCCAAUUCCUACCAGAUCACCUUGCUCACGGGCGAAGUUGGUGAAACUGCUGAGAAGCUGUACGGUAUCGCAACGGUGUAUUUGGUGACUUCCAUCAUUUGGUGGUUUGUCUUCCGGUACUUCAAGUCGGUUGUUGUCCUUUCUCUCCCUUGGUUCUUCUACGGUCUCGCUUUCAUCCUCAUCGGUGUCGCCCAUUGGGAGGGCAACCAGUUCAGUCGUGGAUGGAUCCAGAAUGUCGGCAGUGGUGUGUAUGCUGCGGCCUCGUCUAGUGGAUCCAUCUUCUUUGCUCUCAACUUUGGUGACGAGGGUGGUGCUCCGGUCAAGGACUGGGUUUUCCGUGCAUGUGUCAUUCAAGGAACUCAACAGGCGUAUAUCAUUGGAUUGUGGUACUGGGGAUCAACCCUAUCCCAAGCAUCCAGCGAGGGUCUCACAACCGCUCAGAAUGGCAUCGUGAACAGCUGGAAAAUGAGUGCCAUCUGUUUGCCAAUUGCCGCCUUCCUCUGGGUUGUUGGUCUGCUCUUGUUUUUCGGUCUCCCCAAUUACUACCGACAGACUCCUGGAAAGGUUCCUUCGUUCUACAAGUCGGUGUUCCGCCGUAAGAUUGUUCUCUGGAACUUUGUUGUUGUCAUCUUGCAGAACUUCUUCCUCAGUGCCCCGUAUGGCCGAAACUGGAGUUUCCUCUGGAGCUCAAGCCACGCCAAAGACUGGCAGGUUGGAAUUCUGUGUGCCUUUUUCUUCGGUUUCGUAUGGGCAUUAUUCCUCUUCAUACUCAGCCAUCUAUCCAAAUCUCAUAGCUGGAUCUUACCCGUCUUUGCUUGUGGUCUUGGAGCACCGCGAUGGGCACAGAUCUGGUGGGGUAUAUCUGGAAUUGGCUACUACCUUCCUUGGACUGCUGGCGGCGCGACAGGUGGAGCGCUCAUAUCCAGAUGUCUCUGGCUAUGGCUAGGUGUCUUGGAUUCGCUACAAGGUCUCGGAUUUGGUAUGAUUCUUCUGCAGACAUUGACGCGCAUGCACAUCUGCUUCACAUUGAUUGUGUCCCAAGUCCUCGGUUCCAUUGCGACUAUCUGCGCAAGAGCGUUCGCUCCCAAUAAUCUUGGACCCGGGCCAAUUUCUCCAGAUGUCACAGCUGGCUCUAGCUCCCUUGCAAAUGCUUGGUUCUGGAUUGCCCUCUUCUUCCAACUGUUGAUAUGUGCUGGAUUCUUGCUGUUCUUCCGGAGAGAACAACUCUCCAAACCUUAA